Messenger RNA from Diorhabda sublineata, 2867 nucleotides. RefSeq names its product glutathione S-transferase 1-like. The record is from RefSeq and is a predicted model, not a curated record. Gene Ontology annotation, biological process: protein polyglutamylation; glutathione metabolic process. The coding region runs from base 272 to 1381 and encodes 369 amino acids. Lineage: Eukaryota; Metazoa; Arthropoda; Insecta; Coleoptera; Chrysomelidae. The transcript is spliced from 3 exons. Gene Ontology annotation, molecular function: glutathione transferase activity.
AUCAAAUUUCAGAUUAUUCUCACUCAACGUCAAAAUUCAGUUUAAUACACAUUCCUUUUCAGUCUCACAUGUGAGACCUAACUGAAUUUUUACCCGCAAUCUGUACAAGCUUCAGACCGUGUGCUUUAGUGAGUUUUGUGAAAUGAAAUUCAAAGUGAGGUUAAGGACAUCAAGUUGUCAGAUAUCGUUAUCAAAAUAAGCAACUUGUGCAGAUUCACGACGUCACAAGUGAGAAUAAUUUGAAUUUUGGUGUAAAUGGAAAGCAGCUAUUAUGUGCAAUAUGUUAAAAAGUAGAAAUAACGUUUUUCGUGUAAAAAUAUAUAAUAACACUCAUUUGAACUAUUCGGGACGUUACUUCACAUUCAACAAAAAUAAAAACACGACCUACUCGAGCAGAGUUCGAAGGGUUUUUUCUUCAGAAGAUUGCUAUGUGUAUUAUUCUUGGCUGGCAUGUAUAUAUAGGGGUUUACGAGAUAAGACACUCAUUCUGAUGUUCACAGUUCUACCACCAAGGGUUUUCAGGAAAAUGGGCUUCGUGGUGGACAAGGUUUCCGAAGAUUCAUUCUACGAAAAUUUACUCCUCGGUCUUUCUAAAGUGCUUGAAAAGUCUCCAUUUGUCUCUAACUUAGCUUUAAAAAGAUAUCCGGGUGUUCGUCAAAUGGAUAUAAGAACUUGGGAACACAAUAAUAGUAUCGCCUUACCUGAAGACUUAAAGUGUUUUUUCUCGUCUUCAAAUGGUUUUUCUUACACAUACGAUUUUUCUUAUGAAGCAGAAAAUCAAGAAAAGAGCACCAGACAAGGAAAAUUAGAAGUAAAUCAAUUAAACGACGUUGCCAGAAUAUACGGGUAUGAAACAAAAAAUACAGCUCAAAUAGAAAAAGUUGCAAAUAAAUAUAAACUGAUUUUAUCUAGAGAUAGUAAAGUUUUUGAACUGUGUACUGUAGACGAAAACGCAAAAGUUGUUUUAGUAUACAUCAACACCUACUCAAAUCCUACAAUUUGGUUAUAUACAACUCCGAUGAUAUUCAAUCACAUAGCAGACGAUUUUACAAUAUAUUUUCGAAGAUGCAUAGCCCAUCUAGGUAUCCCAUGUUGGCAGUACAUCGUAUCUAACAAAGGAUUACCAGAAUGGACGAAAGAAAUUUUCCUUCUACUAGCACCUGGUGUACUACAAGAAGAUAAAAAUUUAGUGGAAACUCCCAGAGUUGUUAUAGAAGAAACAAACGUUAUAGAUCCUGCCGUUUUCCUCAGUUCUACUAACAGCAAUCACGGACUUAUCAUGCAAGCUAUGCAACAAGCAAAAUCUACCAAAGAAAAGAAAAGUAAAACUGUGCCAAAAAAGCAAGUUAACAGUAAACUGGUCAGAAAACAUGAAAAAUAAUAAAAACUUUAGAAAAAAAAAAGAUUUUUGAUUCAAUCAUUCACGCCAAGCUGAUAUUUUUAAACUCUGAUUUACAUUACUUAUCUUCUACUUUCAUUUGUGCUUUGAAAUGUACAGGUACACAGGAAAAAUAAAUUCACACACUGCUAAAAAAUUUUAUAUCCAAUAUCUUUUUUCUCUUAUUUUGUAUUGUUUUCUUUUAAGAAGUUGUGAUUCUGAUCAUACUAGUUCUUUGUCGGAAUGCCCUGUAGUUUACUGGCAUUUACUGUUCCUUGAUGAAUUUUACAAUCCUAUGCUCCGGAGACUUUUUUACUAUAUAUCUUGUACUUUCUAAAUCUUUGUUGUGUUGCAUUUGGGUGGUGGUUGAACUUAUUAUUUGGUCAUCUUGGAUGUUCUUAAACGCAGUUUAGUAGCCAUUCUAAUAUUCAGAUCUUUGGGUGAAUAGAUAACUUAGCUUCCCGUUAGGAUUGUAGGAUUUUUUAAUAUUUAUUAAAAAAUGAAAUAACUCAAUUUUUUGGUAUUUUUUUAAUAAAAACUUCUUGUAUUUAUUUAAUAUUUUCUAUUAAAGAAGUUUUAUUUGAUCUCCAGUAGUGGACUGGUUAUAAAUGCUAUUGUAACAUAAGAUUUUUGGAUCUUCAUAUUAUUUUCAGUAUCACGAAUUCAUAUUGUACCAAAUAUAAGUCCAAGUAGUAGCAGUCAAAACAUUAAAGGUAGGUAAAGCGCCAGAAAGAGACAAUAUAACUUAAAUAAUUAAAUAUAUGGAUGAAAAGGGAAUAAAUAAAUCAACAGGAUACCUAUCUAUAAAAGUGGCGCCAAAGAAAUUGUAAAAACUAUAGAUAUGAAAAUAACAAGUAUACAAGCGAAAUUAAUGACUAAUAGAGAAAAGAAAUAAGAUGGAACACACUUUAGAGGACUCCAAUGUGGAUUUAAAAGUGGAAGUAACACAAACUACUUGACAUUUACAAUUAGACAAAUAAGUGAGAAAUUAAUAAAGAAAUUCAUAUAUGUUUUAUAAAUUUGGAGAAAGCCUUUGAUCAAAUAGUUAGAAACCGUUAAUAUAUCAGAAGACAAUAAGAAGAAGAAUCGAAGGAAUUUACCACAAAGAUAAGUAUUGAACAAGGAUGUGUACUUAUCCCUCUACUGUACUUCUACAAUUAGCAGAAAGUCAGAUGAAAAAAUUUAAUGUAGAGAUUUGAAGGAUAUAUAUAAUGGAAUUGAUAUUCGCAGACUUGGUAUUGGUAGUGAGAUCAGAAGAAGAUCUAGAACAUUAUUUGGAGAUAUUAAAUACGGAAAUGAAUAUGAUACAAUUAAAACAAAUUAAACAAGGAAUAAAAUAAAAAUAUCUAAGUGUAAUAAUAGAAAGUAAUGCCAGACUAAAGGAGAUAAACGAAAAAAAAAAUAGGAAAAGUGGGUUAAUCAUUUGACGCAAUUUAAGAAUUAUUCUUUAGUAAAAAAAGGUAUCAAAAAACAUGAAAAUAGAAAAUGU